Molecule: messenger RNA, 1452 nt
Organism: Ustilaginoidea virens
Lineage: Eukaryota; Fungi; Ascomycota; Sordariomycetes; Hypocreales; Clavicipitaceae
Exons: 2
Coding region: 1-1452 (483 amino acids)
Biological process (GO): protein phosphorylation; mitotic DNA damage checkpoint signaling
Cellular component (GO): nucleus
Molecular function (GO): ATP binding; protein serine/threonine kinase activity
Source: RefSeq, a predicted model, not a curated record
AUGGCGACUGCCGUCAUGCGUCGAGGACCGGACGAUCCCUUCGACAUUUAUGAAGACACUUGCACAGAAGAGACGGAAGUGAUGGCUGAAGAAGAGGUUGACCAUCUGGAAAAUGAUGCCGGCAUAGACGAAACAGACGAACUAAUGGACCAAGCAGAAGAGGAGGAGGAAGUAGACGCAGAAGACCAAGACGAGGAAGAAAUUUCGGAUGACGAGCGCGUUGGCAACAGCGUCCGGGCCGACAUGGACAAGUUGGGGCAUGAUUUCCCUGGAUUCCGUGGAAAGUAUCGCCUCAUCAAGAGGAUUGGAGAAGGAACCUUCUCUACAGUCUACAAGGCGGAGGAUUGCCAGUACGACAGAUACGACAAUAGCUGGGAUUUUGGCGACGAUUCAUCAAAAUGGACGCCUCCUCCUCUCAAGAGACAUGCAAGCCAUAGCUCGUCGGGACGCUCCCACAGAUGGAAACCGCGAUACGUCGCCGUCAAGAAGAUUUACGUCACCUCAAGUCCUGCAAGAAUUCUCAACGAGCUCGAACUACUACAUGAUCUGCGCCAAUGUCCAUCCGUCUGCCCCCUCAUCACCGCUUUCCGGAACACUGACCAGGUAGUUGCCAUCCUGCCUUACUUCAGACAUGGUGAUUUCAGGGAGUAUUUUAGAGACAUGACAAUCCCGGAUAUUGCCAUCUAUCUCCGGUCUCUCUUUACCGCCUUGAAAAGUGUGCACGAGCACAAAAUCUUGCACCGCGACAUCAAACCAACAAACUUCCUGUACGACCCAGCUACCCAACACGGCGUCCUGGUUGACUUUGGCUUGGCGGAACGUGAAGGUUCUGAUUCCAAGCCCUGCCUCUGCCACGAGUAUCGCGAGGUGCGUAAGCACCGCCAGGUAAACUCUGUUUGGGCACAGACGGCGACCAGUGCUCAACCAGGCUAUCCCAAAUCCGAUACACGAUUAUCAAGACGAGCCAACCGCGCCGGAACGCGAGGUUUCCGUGCUCCAGAGGUGCUGUUCAAAUGCACCGAGCAGACCACGGCCAUUGAUAUCUGGUCGGCCGGCGUGAUUCUCCUCACCAUCUUGUCAAAGCGAUUUCCCUUCUUCAACUCGGCAGAUGACUUGGAAGCCAUGAUUGAGAUUGCGACUAUUUUCGGCAGCAAACGCAUGAAAGCCGCAGGCUUACUGCACGGGUGUGUUUUUGAAACCAACAUCCCAACAAUUGGCCAGCAAGGCUUCACUAUGGAAAAGAUUAUUCUGUGGAGUACCUGUCGGACGGAUGACAAGCCACUGACAAGCGACGAGAAGCUGGCCGUGAGGUUUUUGGAAAGAUGUAUGGAGUUGGACCCCUCCAGGAGACUCACGGCAGAGGAGGCAUUACAGCAUCCUCUUCUACACAUUGAUCAGCCUGCGGGCCAACCGCUCGGUGAUGAGGAUGAGGUUGAUAUACUGGCAGCGUGA